Molecule: messenger RNA, 1227 nt
Organism: Ananas comosus (pineapple)
Lineage: Eukaryota; Viridiplantae; Streptophyta; Magnoliopsida; Poales; Bromeliaceae
Exons: 8
Coding region: 685-1227 (180 amino acids)
Biological process (GO): DNA-templated transcription
Cellular component (GO): nucleus
Molecular function (GO): transcription corepressor activity
Source: RefSeq, a predicted model, not a curated record
CCUGUUCUUCUUCACCCCCCCAACUCUUUUCCUCUUUUCCCCUUCUCCACCCAAAAACCCUAGCAUCCUCCUCUUCCUCCUCCUCUCUCUCGUCCUCUCCACCCCCUCCUCGUCCAUGGCGCAGAGCAACAACAGUGCCAUCCCCAUCACCGAGCAGUUCUAGUCCCUCGUCGAUAAGGCCGAUCGCCGCUUCUCCUGCGUCCGCGAUCGCCCCUCCCACAACCGCAAUUGGGACGACGGGACUUCCACAAGGCGUUCAAGCUCUACACGCGGCUGUGGAAGGCGCGGCGCUCACCGAGGCCGGGAUGCGGCGGUGGGAGGUGGGCGAGAUCGCGUACCGCAUCGCCCAGCUCUACUACGGCUAGUACCGCCGCACCAGCGACUCCUCCUACCUCGCCGAGGCCUUCGUCUUCUACGAGGCCGUCCUCGACCGCGAGUACCUCCGCGACGCCCCCUCCGCCGCCGCCUCCGAGGUCGCCCUCGCGCACAAGCAGCUUCGUCUCCUCGUAAGGUUCCUCAAUGUUUCGCUCGUCCUCGGGUGCCGCGAGAUGGUCUUGCGGCUCGCAUCGCUCCUCCGGAUCAUUCUCGAGGAGCACAGGCGGAGUUUUCAGGUUCAACGUAUAUUAUUCCUUGCGAUUUGGUACCAUUUACAAGAAGACCUCUGUUUCUGGUGAUUGACAGUAAAUGCAGCCACGCAUUCAAGAGAAGGGAGAGACGGCAGCUAUGCUUCUUUCCCCAAUCUCUCAACCUCCGACAGCUGCGGCUGGCGAUGAUUCUUCUCGCUCCCAAAAUGGUAGCCAAUUCACAAUGUUCCUCACAGCACCGUUGCAAGCUUUCUGCUUCUUGAUUGGAAUUUCGGGCACGAAUAUCAACAAGGAGAAAUAUGUUGCGGCUGAAAAGCUACUCUCAUUAUCCUUGAAGGAAUGGGAAACGACUUUGGUGGCGUCCGACGCUCUCCAUCCGGUCUGGAUUCAAGCAUUGGGUGAUCCCUUUUUAAGGCGAUUCAUCCUCAGGGACCCCGUGACUCAAGUGGAGCCAAAAAUGACAGACUAUUGGAAAGCAACGCAUUUACGACAUAAUGGAGAUUGGAUGGAUGGUCGAUCAAAGGAUGUUAUGAAUGUGCAUUCUGCAUCAUCAACAUCAGAUGGCUAUCCUAUCAGUAUAAAUACUAGUAUCCACGGUCGUUUAGUUAAAUCGUCGUCAAGAAAUGAAUUGCUGUUGAAAUAG